AUGGCAAAUUCUUCAGCUAAAAAUAAUGAAAUAACUGCAAAUUUAUCCGAUGAAAAAUAUAGUUUAAUGGUACAUUCAUUCCAAAGAAAAUUAGAAGCAUUUGUAAAUUUAUUCGAAAACAAAUACGAAUUAAUGGUAAAUUUGUCCACUAACAAUAAUGAGCCAUCUGCAGAAGCAUUUGAAAAAUAUUCAAACGAUGAUGAAUCUGAUCUUGACACAGAAAAUCCAACAAUAAUAAGUUACAUUAGUGAAAAUGAACCACAAGGCCCACCACAAAGUCGUAAUCCAUCGGGCAUGCCAUAUCCAUCUGGUAAUCAAUCGAUGGAAGGUAUGUCAAUGCCAAUGCCGAUGCCAACUCAAGCAACAGCGUAUCCAAGUCAGCCAGGGAUAUAUCCAUAUUUAAUGGAACCAUAUUUCGUUCAAUCAACAACGUAUCCAAUCAUCUCACCUAUACAUCCAAGUCAACUACUACAAGCUCAAUCUAGUUAUCCUAGUGAAGCAAUUUCACAACGACCGCAACAAGCAUAUCCUCACCGAGCAUCUCAGGCUCUGGACCAAGAAAAUUUUUGUGCAGUUCCAAAACCAAUAGCACGAACACCAAUUAUCAAUCCAAUGCAUACAGUACAACCAACAGCACCACCAGUAAGUCCACAAUUAGUCAGUGAAUACAAUUAUGCUCCACCAAACAAUUACCAUACACCAGCAUCUUCUCGUCGAGUUGCUCGAUUAAAAAGAAACACACAAUUUGUAGUUAAAUUAACACCAACUGUUGUCCGUAAUUCGAAUUUCAAUGCUUCGAACGAUGCUGAAGUUUUACAGGAAGCCAUAAAAGGCUAUGGAGCAGACAUGAAUGCAAUUAUUUCAAUAUUGAGUAAUCGCAAUAACCAACAAAGACAAACAAUUGCAAAGUGUUAUAAAAUACUACAUGGAAGAGAUUUAAUAAAACAACUUCAGUAUAAAAUAUCUGGUAAAUGUAAGGAUUUGAUUGCUGCAAUGAUGACACGAAUUGUUGAUUAUUAUGUCAAAGAAAUUCAUGACAGCAUUUCGGAAAUUAAGACAGAUAAAGACGUACUUAUUAUCAUUCUUUGCACAUUGAGUAAUCACGAUAUUCACCAAAUACGUGCUAGCUAUGAAAACAAAUACGGCAAAUCGUUGGAAAGUGAUAUACGUAGUAAUACAUCAGGCCACUUUGAGAGAUUGUUGGUAUUAUUGUGUAAUGGUCAACGUGAUGAAAGUAAAAAAACUAAUAAAAAAUCUGCAAAAUCUGAUGCAGAAAGACUUCAUAGUGCUGGCAUUUGUGGUUUGGGAACAAACGAGUUCAAAUUCAAUUCUAUUUUUGCUCAACGAAAUGUACACCAAUUGAGAUUAAUUUUUCAAGAAUACUCUAAACGAUAUCGCCAUGAUAUAUCAACUGUGAUUAAUCGUGAAUUUUCUGGGAAUACUCAAAAAGCCCUUCUUACAAUUGUGGAAUGUGUAAAAAAUAGUGCUUUGUAUUUUGCUGAGCAAUUAAAUGACUCGAUGUCUGAAAAAAAAACAAAAGAUCAGAAAUUAAUUUUUAUCUGUGUUACACGUUCCGAAGUUGACAUGGGAGAUAUUAAAGAAGCCUUUUAUCAAAAAUAUGGAAAAACUCUUGGAAAACGCAUUUCAGAGAAUACAUCUGGUUACUACAAAAAAUGUCUCUUAAAGCUCACCAACUCGAGCUCUGGAAUUGAUCAUCUAAGUCUCUUUUUGUUAACAUUUUUUUUAAUACCGUGCUUGUUUCUCAUGCUUAUUCCUAUUCUUGUAGGUAUCAAAAUGAGUAAAUGA
Aphidius gifuensis is the source of this 1806-nucleotide messenger RNA. Its product is annotated as annexin B9-like. The transcript has 4 exons. Gene Ontology annotation, cellular component: cytoplasm. The record is from RefSeq and is a predicted model, not a curated record. Lineage: Eukaryota; Metazoa; Arthropoda; Insecta; Hymenoptera; Braconidae. The coding region runs from base 1 to 1806 and encodes 601 amino acids. Gene Ontology annotation, molecular function: calcium-dependent phospholipid binding; calcium ion binding.